AUUAGCGCGUGAUUGAUUUCAUUUGGCGCCAAUUUUCAACAACUUGUUCCCGUUGGAUAGUGAUACUGCUGAGCGAAGGGAACUUCUUCGAUUCGGUUUCAUGGCCACACAAACCCUUCGUCCUCCUAAUUUCUCCGAGAUGCUUCUGGGAAGUUGAGUGAGAGAGCUUCUUAAGUUACUUUGGAGAUGCAGAAGCUAAUUUUGACUUAUACUAGAAGCUAUUGUUCAAAGAAUAUAAUUAUUGAUGUAGCUUGGGUACCAAGUUGGCUUCAGAAUCUUAGAACAGAUGGGUUUGAUGAAUAUGUAAAGGAAUCUCAAGCUCCUUCCAACCAAGCAGAAAAGGAUUUGGCAAUUUCUUCCAAAAAUGGUAUUGAUGUCAAAGGCUUUAAUGUAUUAUCAAGGGAAGAAGGUGGAUACAGGAGUUGCCAUUUAUUCUUAUCUGGAAGCGAUAGUUCAUCUCUUAGUGUUGCUCCAUCUCCUGGAAAUGUGUUUCAGUUUAGUCUGCAUCUUUCUUCAGACGUCGAUUCACUCUUUUGCCCAACUCAAGAUUGGAAUCAAUCUCAUGCAGUUGCUCCUAGUAAAGCUUUUUCAUUGCAACCUGCUCAAACUUCCGUUGAUUUUAGAGAGAACAUGCAUUCCAUGAUGGGCGAUCGUGCUUGUGAACAAGAUGUGUUGGCUGCAUUCGUUUCUGAAACAACGAAAAAAGAUUCUUUAAAAUCUCCCAUGGAUACAAUUGGUUCUGUGGGACAACAGAAAGAAAAACCCAAGGUCAAAUGUUUCAAAAGUGAUGAUAUCAGUGAUGCAGUUGAACUUUCUAUUGCAGCAUCUGAGGCACUGGUCAUACAUGAUUUAGUAAAGACGGAGUCAGUAUCAGAAACAUUGAAUACAGAAGUUGUACUUGAAAUUGCACUUCGUGUGAAGCAGGCACGUCUUGAGGGGUUAGAAGAUAUCUUUCUUUCAUCAUCCGUGGAAUCUGACUGUAGUGAUUCUCUUUCUGAUUUAAAUGAUUUCCUUAUGGAAGAUGCCUAUGAAGAUAUAGGCUUACCUAUUGGGUUUUACUUUGAAGGACAUCUUUCCAAUUCAGCUAUAUUUCAUGCAAAAUGUGUGUCCCGUGAUGAAAGUUAUAUUGGAGGCAAUAAUAAACAUAAUGAUAAAGAGCUUAUUUCUCAGCUUGCCAAAUUUGGUGAAAAGUUUGAACAAAAGAAGUUAGACGUCGACGCGAAGAUGGAAGUGCAGCAAAAUUUAGAGUCACCUCCACAUUAUUUGUGUGGUGAGAGGGUGACAUGUGAUUUGGGUGCAGACACUCCAAAACUUUUUGUGAAUGAUCUUCCUACAACUCAUCAAUACAAAGAGAGUAUUACCAAUGAUUUAGCCCUCAAAAAGACAGAUGGUUCGGAAAUGGCUGAUCUUACUUCAAUCAAGCCACAAAAUGGUGCUAACUCUUCACUUUUUGACACUCCUGAAAAUUUCGGAAAUGAGAAAAAUGAGAACUGGGCAACUUACCCAGCUCCAGAAAGAUUUAGAAGCCGCUGGUUAGGGGGUUGGACAUGUAAGGAAUUAGAUUCAUCUUCAUUGAACAAGAACAAUGCAAAAUGGAUGCCAAAGUGUCUUGUCAGAGAGACAAGCUUUCUUACAGAAUCUGCAGAUAUUGUUCCAGAUGACAACUCUCGUGUGCCAGAACAUGAUCCCAAGUGUGUCAGAGAGACAAGCUUUCUUACAGAAUCUGCAGAUAUUGUUCCAGAUGACAACUCACAUAUGCUGAAACAUGAUCCCAAGCGUGUCAACGAGACAAGCUUUCUUACAGAAUCUGUAGAUAUUGUUCCAGAUGAGAGCUCAUGUGUGUUGAAACAUGACCCCAAACGUACCAUUAGUUCUCAGCUAAGUAUGCCUUGUGAAGGUUCUCACAAUAAACCCGAUGAGGGUGUAUUGCAUUCUCAAGAUAUGGUCAGAUGUUCUAGUCUAUCGCUGAUUGAUCCUCUUUGUUCAGUUGUUCCAUGUAGCAUUGCUUCAGAACAUGACAAUUACAAAAGUCUUAUUGACAAAGACAAUGAUACCGAGUAUUUUACCCCUUUAGUCUCUGACUUUGAGGUGAACAAUUGUCAAAGGAUCUCAGAUAAGAAUACAACAUUGGAAUGUAGAGAUGAGAAAAUCAUGGCUAUACUAGAUGGGAAAGAUAUCCCAAUUACUACAUCAGAGAUGGUUGAACAAAUGUCUGAGAAGUUAACCAGGGUUGAGCAUACAUAUCUUAAGACUUAUAGCAUGAUUUUACCAAACCAAGAUGUUAACCAAAACUGUAAUUUGACACCACUUUCAACUAAUCAGAGUAUUGGUGGAAUUGAUGCUGCAUCUUUGGGCACAAGGGUUUCAGAGUCUCCCUCUCCAUCAAAGGCCGCCGAUGAAAACAAAAUUGAAGUGAAUCAUCAACAUUUGAUUGAUCAAAAGUCAAUUAUACAAAUUACCGAUGACAAGAGUAAUGAGUUAAAAGCCUCAGAACUGACACAUGGGAGGAGCUCACCUAUUAAUCUAAACCAUAGGACACGCCACCGCUUGGUGGGACCUAAAACUGAUGUAAAUAAUUAUUGUAUAGAGAAAAAUAUAGAGCAAUAUGUAGUACCGGAAACUGUUGUUCAGCAUCAACAGAACAAUAACCUUAAUAAGGUACAAGUCAAGGGCAACAAAUUCCUUGGUGGACAUGUUAGAGUCAGAAAGCAAGUACAUUUCUCAGAUAAAGUGGAGGAGCUUCCUCAGAAAAGGAAUUUGUCAAAGUUGGAAUCUUCGCAUAAAAGAUGUUCGUCUAUUAGAGCAAAAAGGCAACGAAUUUCAAAGUCGUCGACUGCUUCUGCACCUCGUAUGAAACAUUCUUUGACAAAUCAUUGCAAAGGUGUAGUGAAUGAAUUCAUAUUUCGAGGUACCGAGUUCCUCCUCACUGGAUUAUCUAGCCAGAAAGAAAGGAACCUGGAGGCACUUAUAAGGAGUUCUGGUGGGGUGAUUCUUUAUGAUAUUCCCUCUCCACCAAAUUCAAAGAGCAAAAGAAGUUCAAACCUAUCUUGCUUGCAACUUCCUAUUAUUCUAUGUAACAGAAAGCUCAAAACAAUCAAAUUCUUGUAUGGCUGUGCUGUUGGAGCCUCAAUACUAAAAGUUGACUGGCUAACUGAUUGUCUUGCAUCUGGAACUAUUUUGCCACCUGAAAAAUACAUGAUUCUUCCAAAUCGAAAUGACAUGAAAUGGACAAGGAUUGGAAUGGCAGUUCAUCACAGAAUCCAAAAUCAUAUUUUUGAUAGAGUAGGCAUUAUGCUUCACGGGAAGCAUAGUUUCUGCACUAAAUUCGCAUGUAUCAUCAAGCAUGGAGAUGGACGGACGUUCAAAACUCUUCAAUGGUUAGUUCGGAGCAUCAAUGAAGAAAGGAGUUUGGUGGGAGCCAUUGUAGUUGAAGAGAAGGCUUCGAUAUCACGUCACCUGAAGUCCUGUGCUUUGGAGCUGGAUAUUCCUAUUGUGCCUUCUAGCUGGAUCAUUAAAAGCUUAUAUUCAGGAAAGUUACUUCCUUUCAUGGAAGAAAAUAAUACGUUUUCACUGCCAUUUGUUAAGAUCCUUGAACUUCAAUAUUCCGUUGAUAUGAGUGAAGAAAUAUAAAUUUUUUCAGCCGUCAAUGUACCUAUGUAUUGUAAACAUUAUUUAGUCCAUCAUGACUGCAUAUUAUGUAUGAUUAGAUAUAGGCAUGUACAUUGCCAACUAGAUAAUUGAUUUUUUUAUUUAUUUAAAGUGUACAAAUGAUAUUUCAGUUCA
Molecule: messenger RNA, 3783 nt
Organism: Cicer arietinum (chickpea)
Lineage: Eukaryota; Viridiplantae; Streptophyta; Magnoliopsida; Fabales; Fabaceae
Biological process (GO): positive regulation of transcription by RNA polymerase II; DNA damage checkpoint signaling
Cellular component (GO): nucleus
Molecular function (GO): histone binding
Source: RefSeq, a predicted model, not a curated record